This is a messenger RNA of Fraxinus pennsylvanica, 651 nucleotides long. Lineage: Eukaryota; Viridiplantae; Streptophyta; Magnoliopsida; Lamiales; Oleaceae. The record is from the annotation of a GenBank genome assembly.
AUGUGUGAUGCUGAUGUUGCUUUGAUAGUUUUUUCUACCAACGGGAAGCUCUGUGAGUAUUCCACUGAUUCAAGCAUGGAAAGAAUUAUUGAAAGGUACGAAAGGUAUUCCUUUGCUGAGAAAAGAUUAAAUAUGACAGAUGAUGAAACACAGGAAAACUGGAAUCUCGAGUUCCCCAAGCUUGUGGCUCGGAUUGAACUUUUACAAAGAAACAUAAGGAACUAUGUGGGAGAAGAUUUGGAUCCGCUCAGCUUGAGAGAGCUUCAGAGUUUGGAGCAACAACUUGACACUGCUCUGAAACGUAUUAGAACGAGGAAGAACCAACUCAUGCAUGAGUCCAUUUCUGAACUUCAAAAAAAGGAGAGAUCAUUACAGGUGCAGAACAACUUAUUGGUAAAGAAGGGGAAGGAAAAAGAGAAGCAAAAUGGAGUGGAACACACGCAGCAGCAUGAGCAACACAAGUCUGCUCAAAAUUCGUCCAAUUUCGUAUUUCCUCACCCUCCCCCACAAUCACUAGGGCCUCCACCCCUCACUAUUGGGGGCGCUUUCGAGCAAGCAGGAGCCCGAAAUGAACAAGUCGGCGGAUAUCAAACUAUCCCUCAAUCUACUUCCCCGAUGCUGCCUUGGCUCCUCCGCCUCGCCAACCAAUAA